Molecule: messenger RNA, 2638 nt
Organism: Papilio machaon (common yellow swallowtail)
Lineage: Eukaryota; Metazoa; Arthropoda; Insecta; Lepidoptera; Papilionidae
Product: hypoxia-inducible factor 1-alpha
Exons: 12
Coding region: 527-2536 (669 amino acids)
Biological process (GO): regulation of transcription by RNA polymerase II
Molecular function (GO): DNA-binding transcription factor activity, RNA polymerase II-specific; protein dimerization activity; RNA polymerase II transcription regulatory region sequence-specific DNA binding
Source: RefSeq, a predicted model, not a curated record
GAAAAGCGCGCGAACGCAGUGUGGCGCCGACGCCCGCGCGCACCACACGACCACACGGCCGCGCGUGCGCACACGCGCUGUCAAAAUCGCGGGUGACAGUUCCGAAUUUGAAUACGGAACGCGGAUUGGCCAGUAUCUGUAAAAUGGAACGGAUGGUAUCCAACCUCUUUGUUAUCGACCUCACUUGACAUCCCGAUCCUUUCACAAACUUUUGUACGCGUCCGACGAUGGUUUGAAUAGAUAUUCAGUGACAUUAGGCUUUGAAUGUACAUAAUAAAUGUGUUAGUGUACUGGAUUCGAGUGCUAAACAUUCUGUAAGGUCUGCUUAAUUUUGUUUAGUUAGUUCAGUGGUUACAAGGGCGUGAAAAUUGACUGCUUCGAAGUGUGAACUGAAAACGUGUAAACUGAUAUAUUGUUUCUAAUAAGAGUGCUCUCCUAUUUGUUUUUGAUAGUACAACGGAUAUUAAAAUCAACUUUAAAUAUUAAGUUGGUGGAGUCACUGUGAGUGUGGGAAGAGAGGGUACGAAUGAUGCCCGCUGCGGAGCGGGACGUCGUCGACAGCGAGUCUCUGAUUAGCCAACAUGUUCACAAGGUGUUUUCCAGGUUCGAUCAGGGCAAGUCUACGAAAGGCGCGAGCAAGCUGCGUCGAGACCUCAUCAAUGCGGAGAUCGCCAACCUGAGGGACCUGCUGCCGCUGCCGCCGUCGACCCGACAGCGUCUCUCCCAGCUACAGCUCAUGGCCCUUGUCUGCGUCUACGUCAGGAAGUCCAACUAUUUCCAACAAGUUUUCAAACGCUUUGACAUAAAUCACCAGCCGUCUAACACAUCGAAUUUUGGAUUUUCUAAGGCUUUGAACGGCUUCCUAAUGAUGAUGACGCAGAACGGGAAACUUCUCUACAUAUCUGACAAUGCGGCUGAAUAUCUUGGACAUUCUAUGGAAGAUCUUCUAAUACAUGGGGACAGCGUGUACGAUGUCAUCGACAAACAAGAUCAACAAGCGGUGAGGUCAGAACUGUCGCGAGCGCCCUCUGACGGAGAAGACAGGGUGUUUCUAUGUCGGAUGAAUGUUGCGAGAAAUGCCAGGAGACAGAUGAGGUUCGGCGAUCAAAAGGUGGUACUGGUCCGUGGCCACUACGUAUCGUAUCUACCUUUGUGCAGUCGCAACGAGCCCGUCUUCCUCGCGGUGUGCACGCCGCUCGCCAUGCCGGAGACACGCGAGUGCGUCGUCCAUGGUGCAACCAACGUCUUUACCACCGUACACGCUAUGGAUAUGAAAAUACUACACAUUGAUACCAAUAGCGAAUGGCAUCUGGGUUGGGAAAGAAGCUCGCUGCACGGCGUCAGUUGGUACCAUCUUCUGCAUCCUGAAUGCUGCAAAGUGGCUCAGAGCAAACAUCGAUUAAUAACACAAUCGGAGCAAGAACGGUCGUGUAUAGCACUACUGCGUCUCCAGCGUCGCUGCGGGCAGUUCCUGUGGGUACACGCCGUACUACAGCUCAAGGACAACCUAGAGAAUUCGCAGCGGCCUGUAAUAGUCUGCACUAAUCAAGUAUUAAGUGAGCAAGAAGCCGCCGUAAUGAAAGCAAACCCGUGGUUGUACCACUAUUACGCGGUUCAGUCCAAACUACACUACGGACUGGCUUACGAAGCUGCUACCAGAAUGUAUGGACCACCACCGCCAGACAUUCCAGUCUACCCACCGGCUAUGCAGUACACCCAAUCACCGCCUGUGUGCAUCAACGGCAACCAAGUCAUGAUGACCAACAGUGGACUGCAACCUCAUUUAUCACAUGUUCCUCCGCACUUAACACCAAUACAUUAUGCUUACGAAAGAACCGACAACGGGCCAGUAGACUACUCCGUAACAUUACAAGAAAACAGGUACCACAAUAUUCAAUUGGAGGAUACCAGAAUCCUGCCUAAUGCGAAAAGGAAAGCAAAAACCGACGAUAAAACUAGCUUACCUCUUACUAACCUUUCCCCACGUUUCUCGUCUACUGGUAAUGCCGGAGGAGAAACGCUAGUAGCAAUAUCCGCUGGUGUUGCUAGUCGAAGACCGGGGUCAAAGAAUUUUAAUAUAACAGAGACGGAUUUGGUUGAUCAAUGGAACCCAAGUCCAACGUGGUCGGAGUCAGCAUUACAGAAGGUUCCUGACGUCUGUCAUCAGGAUCUAAGUCCAUACGUCACGACAACCCCACCAACGCCCUCUGGCACACCAUCUGCGUACACGCAGAACUAUAGUCACACAUUCGUCUUCGACUGGUCGCCCGAACAAUAUGUUCCUCACACUAACAAUAGAUGUAGUACAAUAACAACUGAAAGUUCCUAUCAGCAGACGUGGAAUCGAGGUCAAAGAACAACUUAUACUAACGCGGAAAGUUCAGUCGAUGAGAACUGCAAUCCUAAUAGAUUAAGUUUACCAAUGAGGGUCAGUAGUCCAGUAUCGGAGUAUGGCAGUAGGGAUGAAGAGAUUCUAAGAAGACAAAUUGACCGACCACAUCCAGAUUCACCAGGUGCCAAAAAACCUGCACUAUAACUGUAAUAUAUUAGUUUGUAAUUUUUUAGUUCAAUACUUUGUUACCCUAUUCCUAUUGAUAUUUUUUAAAUAAGUUUUUAUAUAAUGUGCAAGCUCUGGAAC